AUGGUCAGCGCCGCCGCUUCCGCUCUGCUGGCGCUUGGUAUUUUAUUAGCAGUGUGCCAAGCCUUGGAGAACACAACAUCUGCCUUGAGUGCUCCCCCAGUGGCGGCGGCUGUAAGAUCUCAUUUUGACAACUGUCCAGAUGCCCACACUCACUACUGUUUCCAUGGUACCUGCAGGUACUUGGUGCAGGAGGAAAAACCAACUUGCGUGUGCCACUCUGGGUUUGUUGGGACACGGUGUGAAAAUGCAGACCUCCUUGCGGUCGUAGCUGCCAGCCACAAGAAACAAACCAUAACCACUUUGGUGGUGGUUUCGGUGAUCGCAUCCGUUGCAUUGAUCAUCAUCUGCGUCCUAAUACAUUGCUGCGGGAUACGGCAACAUUGUGAAUGGUGCAGGACCAUUCCCUGCUGGCACGAGAAGCCCAAUGGGCUCUUGAAGGGAGGAAGAUCUUGCUGCAUCUCAGAAACAGUUGUUUGACAGAGGCUACGUCUGCUGAGAUACAUAUUGCUGUGUGUAGAUGGGACCACUUCAGCAUCCCACCAGAGGCCUACAAUAUUCCAGAGAAAGACUUAACAUGGACAAAAAAGCUACCCAGGGAUAAAACAGUAUUGGCAAGCAGACUCCAUGCAUCUUUGGGUACUUUGUUAUAUCCUUCGUUUAUACAUUGGGUGUCCGGAACUUUGCCAAAGGGAAGACGUUGGCCACCUGGCACCAGGCUUAAUCUGUAUAUGGAAAUCUGGACAACGAAGAAAUCCCAAAGACUUUAUGUAGUAAAAUAAAGAUUUAAAAAGUGCACAUUGGACAGCUUUGUGUUUACGCAACUAUUCGAAAUGGAGGCGGA
Elgaria multicarinata webbii is the source of this 841-nucleotide messenger RNA. RefSeq names its product protransforming growth factor alpha-like. Gene Ontology annotation, biological process: positive regulation of cell population proliferation; epidermal growth factor receptor signaling pathway; positive regulation of mitotic nuclear division. The coding region runs from base 1 to 477 and encodes 158 amino acids. NCBI's taxonomy places the organism in Eukaryota, Metazoa, Chordata, Lepidosauria, Squamata, Anguidae. Gene Ontology annotation, molecular function: epidermal growth factor receptor binding; growth factor activity. The transcript has a single exon. The record is from RefSeq and is a predicted model, not a curated record.